Molecule: messenger RNA, 2624 nt
Organism: Hirundo rustica (Barn swallow)
Lineage: Eukaryota; Metazoa; Chordata; Aves; Passeriformes; Hirundinidae
Product: zinc finger protein 883-like
Exons: 2
Biological process (GO): regulation of transcription by RNA polymerase II
Molecular function (GO): DNA-binding transcription factor activity, RNA polymerase II-specific; RNA polymerase II cis-regulatory region sequence-specific DNA binding
Source: RefSeq, a predicted model, not a curated record
UGGAUGGAGGAAGAAGCAGUGAAGAAGAGGAAGAUGCACCGGGACAGCCAGGCAGGUGAAGAGGAAGUCAGUGCCCCUUUCCCCCUCUCUCCUGCUCCAUCUCCCAGCCCAGCAUGGCCCCCAGCUGCAGGACAACCCUGCUGCUGAUGCCGUCCUGCUGGGGAUGCACUGGGGGAUCUCCUUCCCCUUCCCUCUGGCAGAGAGGCAAAUCCCAUCCUGUCCUUAUCCUUCCUCUCCCAGACAAGGAGCUGAGGAUGGAGACCAGGGAGGACAAAUCCCUGCUCCAGAACCUUGUGGAAGAGGCCGUUUUGAGCAGUUCCAUGGCACAGGAAUCCAAUGGGGAGGAAAAGAUAAAGAGAUGUCAUGGGAGGAGGGGCUCCAAACCCAUCCCAGGGUGCUCUGAAGAGGAAAGACCCACCCUGUGCCAGGAAGGUGGACAGAGCUUCAGCCAGGGCUCUGAGCUGGUGGUCCAUGAGCAGCUUCAUGAUGGGGAGAAGCCCCACAAGUGCUUGGAGUGUGGGAAGAGCUUCAGCUGGAACUGCCUCCUGAUCAGCCAUCAGCGGAUCCACACCGGGGAGAGGCCCUAUGAGUGUCCCCAGUGUCAGAAGAGGUUUCAGACCAGCUCCAAUCUCCUCAAGCACCAGCGCCUUCACACAGAGGAGAGGCCCUUUCCCUGCCCCGACUGCAGGAAGGGCUUCAAGCACAACUCCCACCUCAUCACCCACCGGCGCAUCCACACUGGGGAGAGGCCCUACGAGUGUGGGGAAUGUGGGAUGAGCUUCAGCCAGAGCUCCAGCCUGAUCUGCCACCAGAGGAUCCACACCAGGGAACGGCCCUACGAGUGUGAGCAAUGUGGGAAGAGCUUCAGCCACAGAUCCCACUUGAUCCGCCACAAGAACAUCCACGCUGAGGAAAGGCCAUACAGGUGUGGGGAAUGUGGGAAGGGCUUCAACCAGAGGUCCCAGCUGAUCAUCCACCAAAUGAUCCACACUGGGAAGAGGCCCUACGAGUGUUCCGAGUGUGGGAAGAGGUUUCAGACCAGCUCAGAUCUCCUCAAGCACCAGCGGAUUCACACAGAGGAGAGGGCCUUCCGCUGCCCCGACUGCAGGAAGGGCUUCAAGCGCAACUCCACCCUCAUCAUCCACCGGCGCAUCCACACUGGGGAGAGGCCCUACGAGUGUCCCCAGUGUGGGAAGAGCUUCUCAGACAGCUCUAGCUUGAGCCAACACCAACGGAGGCACCGGUAAGAAAGACCCACCCUGUGCCAGGAAGGUGGACGGAGCUUCAGCCAGGUCUCGGAGCUGGUGGUCCAUGAGCAGCAUCAUGACAGGGAGAAGCCCUACAAGUGCUUGGAGUAUGGGGAGAGCUUCAGCUGGAACUCCCUCCUGAUCAAACACCAGCGGAUUCACACAGAGGAGAGGCUCUUCUGCUGCCCUGACUGCGGGAAGGACUUCAAGUACAACUCCACCUUCAUCAGGCACCGGCGCAUCCACACUGGGGACAGGCCCUAUGAGUGUCACGUGUGUAGGAAGAGGUUUCAGACCAGCUCAGAUCUCCUCAAGCACCAGCGGAUUCACACAGAGGAGAGGCCCUUCCGCUGCCCCGACUGCAGGAAGGGCUUCAAGCACAACUCCCACCUCAUCAGCCACCGGCGCAUCCACACUGGAGAAAGGCCCUACGAAUGUGGGGAAUGUGGGAUGAGCUUCAGCCAGAGAACCAGCCUGUUCCGCCACCAGAGGGUCCACAGCAGGGAACGGCCCUACCAGUGUGAGCAGUGUGGGAAGAGCUUCAGCCAGCGCUCCCACUUGAUCCGCCACCGGAACAUCCACGCUGAGGAGAGGCCAUACAAGUGUGGGGAAUGUGGGAAGGGCUUCAACCAGAGGUCCCUGCUGAUCAUCCACCAGAUGAUCCACACCAGGGAGAGGCCCUACGAGUGUCCCGAGUGUGGGAAGAGGUUUCAGACCAGCUCCAAUCUCCUCGUGCACCAGCAGAUUCACACAGAGGAGAGGCCCUUCCGCUGCCCUGACUGCAGGAAGGGCUUCAAGCAAAACUCCACCCUCAUCACCCACCGGCGCAUCCACACAGGGGAGAGGCCCUACGAGUGUCCCCAGUGUGGGAAGAGCUUCUCACGCAGCUCUACCUUGUCCCAACACCAACGGAGGCACCAGUAAGGGAAGCCCUGCAAGUGCCCCAACUGUGGGGAAGAGCUUCCUGCAGUGCUCCAACUCCAUCCCCCAUCAGGGGACCCACAUUGGGAAGACACUGGGCUGGUGGUCCUUUAGUUUGGUGGUUCCUAAUAUUCUUUUGGUUCAUCUUCAUCCCUUUAAAACCAGCAAAAUUGGGCUGAAAAUCAUCAAAUUCAUCAAAGGCAUCUGAAGCCUCACUUUUUCCUUGUGUUUCAAAAGAAUCUGGGAUUCCAGAUGAUACUUGGGAGGAUUUGGGGGUAUUUGGUGUGGUUGUCUCCAUUUCUUAUUGCUCAAAGAGACAAGAGGGUUUGAUCUGUCACCUCAAAAACACUCAUUGCCACUGAAAACUACUCAAUCCCACCGCAAAAUUACUCAAAUCCUCAGCCCCUCAAGCAUGGAAUGGGGUUGGAAAGGGGUUGGGCAAAGUGGGAUGCAGAU